This is a messenger RNA of Fusarium vanettenii 77-13-4, 3188 nucleotides long. RefSeq lists its product as uncharacterized. The coding region runs from base 1 to 2388 and encodes 795 amino acids. The record is from RefSeq and is a predicted model, not a curated record. The transcript is spliced from 3 exons. Gene Ontology annotation, molecular function: RNA polymerase II cis-regulatory region sequence-specific DNA binding; DNA-binding transcription activator activity, RNA polymerase II-specific. Lineage: Eukaryota; Fungi; Ascomycota; Sordariomycetes; Hypocreales; Nectriaceae. Gene Ontology annotation, biological process: regulation of transcription by RNA polymerase II. Gene Ontology annotation, cellular component: nucleus.
AUGUUUCGACAAAGAACAAGCUCUCAGAAGCCGGGGGAUGAGCUGCUUGCCAACUUCCGACAGCAGUUCCCCGAGGUCUCAGCGGUCAGCACCUCGGCCGCCGCGCCCGUUAUAUCCCAGACUGUCGGCGCCGACAUUACUCUCGCUCCGUCGGUGCCUCUACCUGAAAGAAGCCAGGGUAUUAGCCAAGAUGCAUUUCGCGACCAAGACCCUACUCCUCGGGCGACGAAUGACCCGUGGAGAUUUACUCCCUCACUUCUAGAUCCCAACUCCAUGUCCUUCGCCAACUUCGCCAAUGCGCCGCCUGGCUAUUACACACCCACACCUGGAGGCACAAACACCCUAUUCCACUCUCAAGCUGGUGAUUUGCAUACUCCGACGCUGGGACUCGGCAUGGGCCUCAAUACGCCGCUGUCCAUGCCAACAUCUGGGGACGGGAUGCAACAUGGCUCAAACCAAGCAGUUAUGGACAUGACAGGUUUCCAGACGCUGCAGCCUCACCAGUUUCACCACUUCAACCCGUUUAUUCAGGCGCCCCCGCCGCAGCCUGCUUUUGCGCCGUCCACUUUCGUCCACCAGGACACAGGAUAUGAGACGAUGGAUCAGGACGGAUCGCCUAUGGACUCGGACCCUUCUGAAGAGCGCAUGUCGUCUAUCGGGGUCACCCUUCAGAAGACAACCCCAUUAGUUGGCCUACAGUCGCGCCAGUUCUCCAGUCCCAUGACACAUCCGCUACCUCCCUCGGCCGAGAAGUUUCGAUUUCACUCAACACUUAACGCUCCCACGGCCAUGAUCAAGCAUUCAGACGAAAUUCCUGUCACCUAUCUCAACAAGGGCCAGGCAUACUCCUUGUCCGUCGCGGACACUAACGCCACAAUGCCCGUGGCACCUGGGACCAAAUACCGCACAUUUGUCCGAGUUUCAUUCGAAGACGACCAGCAGCGACAGCGCCCAGGUGUGUGCUGGGGUCUUUGGAAAGAGGGCAGAGGCACCAACGAGGCGCAUCAAAGAGGGGGGAAACUCCAAGCAGUUGAGUACGUUGAGGCGGGGCAGCCUGCUGAAGGCGACGACAAGAGGACUCGAGUGGAACUAGAGUCGUCUUCUUUUGACGGAUUUUGCGUCACUUGGACCCCUGGAAUCAACGGGCCCCCCGAAGUCAACAUUGCGGUCCGUUUCAACUUCCUCUCUACCGACUUCAGCCACUCGAAGGGUGUCAAGGGUAUUCCUGUGAGGCUCUGCGCCAAAACCCACCCCGUUCCCUGCGACCCCUCGCAGCCAGCCGCUGACGCGAAUCCCGAUAUCUGCUACUGCAAGGUCAAGCUCUUCCGCGAUCAUGGAGCAGAAAGAAAGCUAUCUAAUGACGUUGCACAUGUCAAGAAGUCCAUCGACAAGCUUAAGCAGCAAAUUGCGCAGGCCGAGAGUGGACUAAAGGACUUUGGAAAGCGGAAGCGCUCAAGCGGUGCCGCAAAGAUGGGAGAUCAACGCCCAGGAAAGGUGCAAAAGCACAAGCGAACAUGGUCAAUGUCCUCGGCCAGUUCCGCUGGGGGCGGCAACGGUGGAAGAAUGUCCAUGGAAGAGGAUCUUCACUUCAAACUACAGACUCUACAGGACAUGUUUACCAGCACACGGCCCGUCAGUGUCCUGUUCCUUCGAGGCGAAGAACAAGACGAUCCCGAUUUGCACCCGGUAUCGCUACCAGGAGACGUUUCGCCCCUGACUAGACCUGAAGGCCGCGACGGUCCCAACUGGCAGGCUCGGAGCGGGCGAAGCUCUCUCGCUGGUUCCAUGAUCUCCCCCUCGCCUAGCUCACUUUCUCUAGCGUCACAAGCCUCUGGCAUCGGCCCAGGCGGCCCAUGGCAGGGUUUUGACUCGGUCGCGGGAGGUGACAUGUCACGCAAGGGCUCGGAACAACCCACCAGGAUCAACAAGGGCGAUGAUGACGGUAGCCUAAGCGGCUGGAUCGAGGCAUUGGGUGUCGACGCAUCCUAUCGGCCUCCUCAAGAACGAAGCCCAAAGCCCAUUGCGUGUUUCUAUAUCCUAAGACGGACCCAGGACGAAUCCGGAAAGCCGGAUUAUCAUCGAGCUAUCUACUUGAUGCAGCGCACGCUCCAAGAGUUGAACAACAGAAUUGCAGCCAAGUGGGGCUUCGACUCAUCGCAAAUUCUCCGUACGAUCCACACGAUUCAGAACGGUCUGGAAGUCGAGAUGGACGACGAUGUGGUUCGAGAGCUCAAGGAGGGUCAGGACAUGACUCUCGAGAUCGAGGUUAUCGGACAGCCCGGCGCAGUAAAGAGGGAAUGGGAAAUGGCAGUUGACUCUACCGACGACAGCCCCGAGUCUUCCAACGACAAAGCAACAAGCGGUUAUGUUCUCCGCCUCACCUUUUAAUUUCUUUUUUAUUUCUUUUCUCUCUAUUUGUUUCGUUGCUGUCGGUUUGUCUUUUGCGUAUGACAGCUUUGCAGCAAGUGAAGGCUUGGGUCUAGACUGGGGAUUGCACUGUUUUGCUUGGUUCCCCAGCCUGUCACCAGGUUGGGCUCACGAUCACAUACAUACACGGAAAGGGAUUGUGGCUCUGAGGCGUUGACGACUUCUUCUUUUUAUCCUUCUUCAAAAAUGAUACCACCGGUUUUUUUCUGUGAGAAGAUUUUGGGAGGCGAAUGUUUGUUUUGCUUUCUUUGCUUCUACCCUUGCAGUCUCGUCUUGGUUUUGUUCACGAGGAACGUUUGAGUUGUCCGGGCAGAGAGGGUUGAGGUUAUCACGAUUACCGGUCUUCCAGCAACAAACAAGGGAUUACACCGCCACCUUUGCCCCUAUCUGGUUCCCCUUUGUCAGUUUCCAUGACUCUUGUGGACACCGUUCUUUGCCUAUUUUUGGCAGUCAACAUGCUCACUAUUCCGUCGACUCGAAACACAGGUCGAAUGCAACGAGGCCUUUUUACCACCAUAAUAAUGUUUGGCAACUUGAAUCACACCCAAGAAGCACACGCAGCGUACAUGCACACACACACACACACACACACACACACACACCACACCAGUCCCAACGUAUACGAAAAUGGGGACUUACGAAGUAAUGCAGGCGGAAAUGGGAUAGGACGAGGAAAUGGAAAGGAGUAUCGAUGCUGCUGUUGUUGUUGAUGCGGCGACAUGUAUGUAUAUACUAUGGCAUAUACAAUACCCAUACUUUUU